Cordyceps militaris CM01 is the source of this 894-nucleotide messenger RNA. Its product is annotated as 60S ribosomal protein L5 (CPR4). Lineage: Eukaryota; Fungi; Ascomycota; Sordariomycetes; Hypocreales; Cordycipitaceae. The record is from RefSeq and is a predicted model, not a curated record. Gene Ontology annotation, cellular component: ribosome; cytosolic large ribosomal subunit. Bases 1 to 894 code for a protein of 297 amino acids. The transcript has 2 exons. Gene Ontology annotation, molecular function: structural constituent of ribosome; 5S rRNA binding. Gene Ontology annotation, biological process: ribosomal large subunit assembly; translation.
AUGAUCAAGAGUAAUGCCUACUACAGCCGCUACCAGACCAAGUUCAAGCGCCGUCGUCAAGGCAAGACCGACUACUACGCUCGCAAGCGCCUCAUCACCCAGGCCAAGAACAAGUACAAUGCGCCCAAGUACCGCCUGGUCGUCCGCUUCACCAACAAGGACAUCAUCAUGCAGCUGGUGACGUCUGAGAUCUCCGGCGACAAGGUCUUCUGCGCCGCCUACGCCCACGAGCUCAAGGCCUACGGCAUCGAGCACGGCCUCACCAACUGGGCCGCCGCCUACGCCACCGGUCUUCUGAUUGCCCGCCGUGCCCUCAAGAAGCUCGGCCUCGACGAGGACUUUGUCGGUGUCGAGGAGGCCGACGGUGAGUUUACCCUCACCGAGGCCGCCGAGACCGACGACGGCGAGCGCCGCCCCUUCAAGGCCUUCCUCGACGUUGGUCUUGCCCGCACUUCGACCGGUGCCCGUGUCUUCGGUGCCCUCAAGGGUGCCUCGGACGGUGGUAUCCUCGUGCCUCACUCGGAGAAGCGUUUCCCUGGUUACGACAUGGAGACCAAGGAGCUCGACGCCGACACCCUCCGCAACUACAUCUAUGGUGGCCACGUCGCCGAGUACAUGGAGACCCUCGCUGAUGACGAUGAGGAGCGCUACCGUGGCCAGUUCGUCAAGUACAUCGAGGACGAUAUUGAGGCCGAGUCUCUGGAGGAGCUGUACCAGGAGGCCCACAAGGCCAUCCGCGAGGACCCCUUCAAGAAGGUUGAGAGUGACGGUCCCAAGAAGACCAAGGAGGAGUGGAAGGCCAUCUCGCUCAAGUACAAGACCAAGCGCCUGACGAAGGCCGAGAAGGAGGCCAACGUGCAGAAGAAGAUUGCUCAGAUCCUUCAGCAGGAGUAA